AUGUCCUACGCAGCAGCAGCAGCAAGCAAUGCAAGUCCCCUCUCCGAUCAGGCUCGUCUUUCAUUAUAUACUAUCAUCCAUAUUCUCUUUUCUCACAUUUCACAUAUCAUACAGCCCCACCCAGACCCUGCCCUUCUUACUACACCAGCAGACGUAGCGAGACCUUCCAACGUCGCUGAUGACACCGCAAAAGUGAACGUCGUGUCUGCCGACUUCAAGCAGAACCCCGCCACCCUCACUUCUGAGGCACUUAUUCCGGAGGAUCGAGACCUUCCAAACAGGUCUAGGGGAAGGAGAUCGAGGCCCAAUCAGCGUCUCCAAGAAGCCGAGGCUGAAGGCAUUUAUCUCUGGAACACCUUCAAAACCUACCUCUUCCAACCUGGUGUUGCGGGCGGACUCGUUGGUUUAGUCAACGUUGGCCUUCUUUCUUCAGCUGGUUAUCACUUUUACACAGAUCCCCAGCUACGUCGAGACUCCAAGAUAAUUAGUUCUACAAUAGCUGGCGCAAUUGCGAUCCUCGGUGCAGAGGGAUACGCGGUUGAGAAGUAUCGCCAAACCGAGCGCGGCCAGGCGGAGGAGAAGAGGGUUCGUGAAGAGGGUGCGUCGAUUGUCAAGGACAUCUAUGGAACCAUCGCCCGCCCGGGCGUAAUGGGUGGCAUGCUUGGUCUUGUUAAUACGGCAAUCCUCGGCGCAGUCGGAUACUAUGGCUACACAAACUGGGACCGCCCUCGGUGGGACCGGAACGUCGUGUCUGCUAUCUCUGUGGGCUUAUUUUCCUUGACGGCUGUAGAAGGCUAUAUUGCAGACAGCUAUAGGAAGCACUGAAGGAUGGAAAUGAGGGGUCGUGGACUUUUUUGUUAGAAGUCAUAUAAAUCUGGGACUGUCGAUGUAUGAUACAGAAAUAAUAAUACUUCAAUGAUCCA
Messenger RNA from Coniophora puteana RWD-64-598 SS2, 923 nucleotides. RefSeq lists its product as uncharacterized. Bases 1 to 825 code for a protein of 274 amino acids. The record is from RefSeq and is a predicted model, not a curated record. The transcript is spliced from 4 exons. NCBI's taxonomy places the organism in Eukaryota, Fungi, Basidiomycota, Agaricomycetes, Boletales, Coniophoraceae.